Molecule: messenger RNA, 3528 nt
Organism: Hyalella azteca
Lineage: Eukaryota; Metazoa; Arthropoda; Malacostraca; Amphipoda; Hyalellidae
Gene: Sac1
Product: phosphatidylinositol-3-phosphatase SAC1
Exons: 5
Coding region: 275-2089 (604 amino acids)
Biological process (GO): phosphatidylinositol dephosphorylation
Cellular component (GO): endoplasmic reticulum
Molecular function (GO): phosphatidylinositol-4-phosphate phosphatase activity
Source: RefSeq, a predicted model, not a curated record
CACACAGUAAAUUUGACACUAAUAAAGUGACUGAAAGUUGAAGUUAAAUUAAUGCAUGGGAAUGUGAAUAAGUGUUUUUGGAGCGAGUUAAUUUUCCAUGGUCCUGCUUAUCUGGUACUAAUACUGACUUACCAACCACUCAUGCUGCCUACUGUAUAUGAGCCUGCUUUCUGGCAAUGAAGACUUCCUUGCUGUCCUGUCACUGACCUACUAAAAUGAUCCUGGCUCUUAAUUAGAAUUUCAGAAUUCCAGAUUAAAAGCUUAAGUUUCCAUCAUGGGAUCUGGAGAAGUGCAUGAGGAGUUAAUUCUUCACUGCACUGAUGAUGCAUUUUAUCUGGAGCCAGUGAGCCCUCCAGGCCAACCUAUCAUGGUCAUUGACAGGGUCCUCUGUGAAGUGGCUGUGCAGGACAACAAAGGACAGGUGCCUCUAGGAGCCUCUCGGAAGACUGUCUAUGGAGUCCUUGGCAUGAUCCGGCUCAUAUCAGGACCAUAUCUUAUCCUAGUGUUGAAGAGAUCAAAGAUAGGCACAUUGCACCGGCAGACCAUUUGGAAAUUGGAUGCUGUUGACAUCAUCCCAUUCUCUCGUUCAACUGCCUCAUUGACAGCUGAACAGAAGAUGUACAAUGACAAGUAUUUGACACUUGUUCAGCAGGCUCUAUCCACUCCAUACUUCUACUUCUCUUACACAUACGACCUCACUCACACUCUGCAAAGAUUGUACUACACCGCAGAAGACUUCUUGCAAAUGUCUCUUCAUGAACGAGCAGAACAAAGAUUUGUGUGGAACCAGCACCUCAUGCAGGACUUGAUACUUCAUCGGGACGCUGGUCGCUUCUGCCUGCCUCUGAUGCACGGAUUUGUAUGCAUCAAGCAGUGCAGCAUCAAUGGAGAAUGGUUUACGUGGAGCUUGGUGUCAAGACGUAGCGUCUACAGAGCAGGCACCCGAAUGUGGACUAGAGGAGUUGACAAGGAUGGUGCUGUUGCCAACUAUGUUGAAACCGAGCAAAUAGUUGAGUUUCGUGACUUUAGAACCUCGUUUGUUCAAACACGUGGGUCAAUUCCUCUCUUCUGGAAGCAAGAUCCCGACCUCCGCUACAAACCUCCUCCAACUCUCACAAACGACAAUCAUGAGGAGGCUUUUGGAUGGCAUUUUGAAUCACAGGUGAUGCUUUAUGGUCGCCAGGUUGCCGUCAAUUUAAUUGAUCAAAAAGGCAGUGAAGGUCGCUUGCAAGAAGCUUUCAAUUUUCAUGUAGCCAACUCCACAAGACAGAUGGUCAAAGACAACGUAAAGUAUGAAUACUUUGACUUCCAUCAUGAGUGUCGGAAGAUGCGGUGGGACAGACUAAGCAUUCUCAUGGACCGCCUCGUUCAGGAUCAGGAGACCAUGGGAUACUUCUUGCUGCGCGAGGGCGUGGUGCUCCGGGAGCAGGACGGCGUGUUCCGCACAAACUGCAUUGACUGCCUUGACCGCACUAAUGUCGUGCAAAGCAUGCUCGCCAGACGCCACCUCCAAAACGCCCUCACCACCAUGGGGGUGCUCAAAAGCAAUCAGAAAAUUGAAGACCAGGUCUCCUUUGAGCAUCUCUACAAAAACGUCUGGGCUGACCAUGCCGAUAUAAUCAGUAUUCAGUACUCUGGUACAGGAGCUCUUAAGACAGAUUUCACCAGGACUGGAAAGCGAACAAAGAUGGGGCUGGUGCAAGAUGGCUACAAUAGCGCCGUUCGCUACAUCAAAAACAAUUUCUUGGACGGUGACCGUCAGGACGGCUUGGACCUGCUGCUGGGGAAGCAUCUCGUCACCUCCGCAGAGGGCGCCGCCUCUCCCUGCCCUCUUAGGGACACGCGAGACCCGCGCCUCCUGCUUCUGCCUUUUGCUUUCUUCUUCUCGCUCCUGAUGGUGUUUGCGUGCGUGCUGUUGCCAUCCGAACUGAACUCCUUCACGCUGCUGUCGCUGUUGUUCUGGGCCUCGAUGGUGGUGGCGGCGUCGUUGUUGACGCUUCGUCAGGGCAGACAGCUGGUCAACGCCCCCAAGCUUUGCUCCGUACCCCUCAGCGGGCUCUCGAACGGCGAGGACGAGAAGAGAAGUUAGCCGACACGGACGCAGCAACGCCUCGCGCUUCUAUAUGCACUGCAGAAGCAUAUAGUGUAGCUUAGCAACUUUGUGAUCAAGCAUUAAAGUGAAGACUACUGCAAUUGUGUGUGGUAUUAAAGGCGUCUUCUGCAUGUUUCUGUGAUUAAUGCAAGGUAUGCAGAAUUUUACGGAGAAUUAGGUAACGACGGAUGAAACAUUCAUGAUUACUCCUUUUGUUGCAUUUAUAAAUGCGACACUGCUGAUUCUGUGCUCGUUCAGAGUCUUCUUUCAAUCUCGCCUCUUUAUAUCUCUUCUUAUUAUGGAAGAUAGUUGUGCGCUGUAGAACUUGAGCUUUUAACUUCAGGAUCUUGUAAGUAUUCUGGUUACUCAACUAUUGCCUGAAUUAUAUACAACACAACCACAACUUAUUGAGGUUUGCAAGAUUUUCAUUGGUAAUUGGAAUCGUUCCGGCCAGCCAGGGUCAUGAAUAUAAGCUUAUUUUGUCAUCCAUUAUUUGCUGCGAUGACUUGGUCGGGAAGAGCUCGUCAGAUUACGGCAGAGCGGGCACUUGUCUGCAUGUAGGGUGAGGCCUGCAUUCGUUUUUACCUCGGUUUUCCAUCAUAAGAAAUUUACCGUGUCACGGCAUCAGAGCGCUCUUGCCUCGAUUAAUAUAAUGCAAACUAAAUAUUUUUGGGAAGAGAUGAUAGGUAAUUUAUUAGGCAUCUUGUUAGUUUGUUGUUCGUUUGCAAAUGUUUAUAUUUAUAUCCUCGUGCUGCCGCUAUUUAAAAAUUCGUUAUUGCCAAAGCUUUGUAAUUGAUCAUGUUUGGUGUGUGAAAGCUUUCUUAUCGUGUCAUGACAUUGCAGCCUUUGAACCCGUCGAAUGUUUCAUUGAGCUGAAGUCGCGUGUUCGUAUUGAAUUAAUUUAUUAUCAAUUUUUUAUGUUGGGUCCUCAGGAUGAUUUUUGGUGUGCAUUCCUUUUCUGGUAGUUUUGAGCAUUCCUUCUUCUCUGCAUUCAAUAUUUUUGCUGUACCAACUUUUCUUCCUGCUAUCCUCGGUAAAACUUUUAAGAUACUAUCAAAUUUCCACUAAUGUGCAAGUUUUGUAAUCAUAAAGGAUGCAGAGUUGAUUUAAUUUGUCAUAAUUAUAAAUUAUAGCCAUGCUAUUGUUUGCUUGCAUCGCAGCGUCGAGUUGUACCAAUGUUAAUUCUUUGGGUCACCAAUUUCGCAGAAAUUAAUUCCGUUAAUCAGGCAAAAUUGUCCAAUUAUCACCCGAAUUGUCUUCUCAGAUGACGUGUAAUAAUGUACUUUACUAAUGUUCAUUUAGUGCUGUGGUGAAGAACUGGAGUUAGUGGCUGCAAUUUUGAAAUGCUUGUACUACUAGCUCAGCUCACUCGCUGCACAAAAAGUCCAAUAUAUUCUAGAAUGCUCGAGUAAAAUGAAUAAAAGUUCAUAAUCAUC